Molecule: messenger RNA, 4357 nt
Organism: Rhopilema esculentum
Lineage: Eukaryota; Metazoa; Cnidaria; Scyphozoa; Rhizostomeae; Rhizostomatidae
Source: RefSeq, a predicted model, not a curated record
AUAAAAUCAAACUUUUAAGCUUCAAAAAAAGUUUACUUCAUCGACGAAAAUCUAUCGACUUUAGAAAAGUCGUUAGUCGAAUUGAGGCCCCGUUUACACUGCUACGGAUCACUUUGAUACGGAUAAGUCGUGUUCAGGGACGGAUUUAGCGAGGGUCAAGGGGGUGCGACACCUCCCUCCCCCUCAAUAUUUCAAUCUCAUUCGGUAAAUUUUGCUUCCAUUCGGUAAAAAUCAUUUUCUGGUAGUAAAUAGUUUAAAAAUAACGCCAAGAUUUUACUACUGUAUAUCAAUAUUUUUAUCUGUUUUGCCGUAAAGCAGGGGUCGGGUCAGGUGUGUAAUGGCGGAGGGGGGGCUAGGGGGUGCAGCCUACAUGACUACAUUUUAAAUGAUAACUUAACGAUAUUAGACAUAUUAUUUAAAGUUUUCAGGGGGUUAACGGUCUUAGGCACAAAGUUUUGUGACGUUGUGGAGACUUGGAAACGACCGUUCGAAUAUGGAAACAAUUCUACAAUCACGUCAGCACUAUUAAUCCAGCUCGUACUUAAGAGGUUACAGAAACUUGUGAUGUAAAUCUAAACAAAAUAAAUAUGGCUAACAUCGAGACAGGAACUUUUCGGUCAAGAAAAAUAAAUGACGCUUCUUCUGUACUCACUGAACAAUUUUCUGACGAAGACAACCUUCAAAGACCUGAAGAAAAAAUCUUCAAGUUGCCACCUCAUCUACCGAAAAAUGCUAGUGACUUUCGCAUUUUUAUUUACGAAGUAACCGAGUCAAAGUCCUUUGGCGGAGCAAUUCUUUUCGUUAUUCUCUUAAAUACAGUCAUUUUAGUUGCGCAGACAAGCGAAAGUCUGGUCAUGAAGGGAGGGUGGUAUUUUGCAGCAUUGGAUAAUGUAUUUCUGUCGAUCUACAUUGUGGAACUUGUUAUGAAACUGUAUGGAAUAGGCUUCAAAUUCUUUAAAACUGGCUGGAACAUUAUGGAUUUCCUGAUCGUUCUUUGCACAACAGUGGAUUUUCUGAUGCCGCUAAUUGUACAAAACGUUGGAAUUUUCGAUGUAGCUGCCAUCUUCCGUCUUCUUAGAAUGUUCAGGGCCAUAAGGGCACUGAGGGCAUUGAGAGUUUUAAGAACAAUUCGGUUUCUGAAGAACCUUCAAGUGGUGUUGACAACUGUACUAAAAUCAUUCAAGGCUCUUAGUACCAUAGUCAUGCUACAGACGCUCUUUCUCUAUAUGUUUGCUGUAGUUGGACGUGGUCUUUUUCAUGAUGUCGCAAAGAACAGAUUUGGAACGCUGGGCAGAUCCUUCUUCACUCUCUUUCAAUUGAUAACGCUAGAUGACUGGUAUGAAGUAUACAGUGAAGUCCUCACUGAAAAACCAGGUCAUGGCUAUAUCAUUGUUUAUUUGAUCAUGUACAUUGUGCUAGAAAACUUUAUUUUCAUGAAUUUAUUCGUGGCGGUCUUGGUAGAUAAUUUUCAACGUGCUUUCACUGCUGUUGAAGGCGGAAGAAGACGAAAGGAGAACGAUAGUGGCCAAAAUCAAAGAACGUUGUUCAGAGUGGAGUUGGAAGAUUCGGAUCAAUCUGAUGAUGAAUUCUUCAGUGAUUCCGAUUCAGAUGACGAAAAUAAUUCUCAAGCUAAGAAAACAGCAGAAAUGCCCGAGCAAUACAAUUUAAAAUCGAUUGAUGAUUAUUAUCCAGCUUCAAAAUAUGCAAAAAGGGAAAGAGAACUUUUCCAAGACUACCUCACCUUGCUCGGUACUCUUGAAUUUAAUAUUCACCAGGCCAAAGUUCAACAGAAGCUUUUGGAUGAUCUAGUUGAUAUUGUCGUCACGAUACCAGAUGCUCCAGAGGAACUGGUGUAGCAAUACAUACGUUGAUUGUGGGAAGAUGUUGAACUUUGCCAAAUUCAUAGAGAAGUUCUCCUUACCCCAUCUGGCAAAAAAGUUGCAUGCAGAGGGUUGGGGUCAGUUCUGAAUUCACCAAUCAGUCAACAUUUCAUUGUUUUAUGAAUUACUUUUAUUUCCACUCCACGUACUUGUGUAGUUAUUUCUUCCUUUGUGAAAUUACAACUUAAAGGGGGUUCUGCCAACCAUAAUUAAGGCAGAGUAAAGCAUUUCAGAAUCUUGACUUACAAUGUAUCUAACACAAAAGGUUCUUGACUAUACACUUUUUUAAUCAAAAGAAUAUAGUCUAUAAGAACAUCGAGGCUCAAAAUCACUGAAAUUUUCAAUCAUCUCCUACCAGUACUUACUACCAAUUUUGAAAAUUGCAAGAAGAAGUGAAACCUUAUUACAGUACUGUUUUUCAUGAUUUUCAUGAUGCUGAAAUUAAUGAAAAGAUUUAACAGCCGUGCUAAGAAAAGAAAUAAGCCUGACCUUGAAUAAACGCCGAGCGACACCGAAGGCAUUAUAACAAACGAUCCACUUUGUUUUCUGUAAACCAAUAAAAAUACAGCAACAGAUGUUUUGACUACCGAUGCUGUCGAGCUAGAUGCAUUUUUUAACUUAGAUCCUUAAAUCCAUGAAAAGCAAAUUCGAAAAAAUACGAUGUCACUCAGGACCGGUGAAACGUAUUUGAAAGUGGAGUAGCCAAGAAAUCAAAGUUUUAAAGGGGUUUGGGAAAGGCCACCAGCGUGGCUGGUGGCACAAAAAACAUGGUAAACAGUAGUUGUAUUUAAAAUGGAUUUUGACUGAAGGAAAAUCUGAGGCAAUAUUUUCAAGCUUUCUUUUAUCACUGUGUGACAUUCUUAUCUGUUGUCAUGUUGUCAUUGAAUCUGAAAGGUCUUGCAAAUUUUUAGAACAACCCUUUUUAUGUAACUCGUAAUCAACCUGUUUUGAUUUAGAAGGAACCAACAUGAGAUGGAGGGGAGAAAUAAAUGAAUCACGGUUUAACAAAAACAUUAACAUUGAAAUAUCAACAGAAGCACUGUCAACUAAAAAUGAAAGACUAUGCAAUAAAGAAAAACAAAAAAGGAUUUGAAUUCUCCAUCAUUUGGUGUUCGCACCUUGUUUUUCUGGAUCAGCUAUCUCGAUCAAUUUCCUAAUCCAAGCUCCUACUCGUUGUACAACUUACACAAUGACCAAUUUUAGACCAAAUUUCUAUUUUCAUUUUUCUCUAUGUCUUCUUUGGUAAAAACUGAGGUCAUAUUUAAGAGUUUACUAAGCACAGUUACUUAUAGAAUGGUAGCCUACAAAAUUUAUUCCAUUUUUGCCUAGAAAAAUUUAUUUUUCUCUGCGGAAAAGGCAGAUCCGCCUUCGCACCAUGCACGACCCUCGUCCAGAUGCUGAAGUUUAUCACAAAAUUCGAACUUUUUCUUCUUUGACGGGAUUAGUGAGAAAAUUUUAUCUAAAGCUUUCCCAACAAAUUUUUCUCCUUUUGUGCUCCUGCUCCUACAGGGCCCACGCCACCGAAGGAGGGCAGGGUUGUCAUGGUUCCCUACUUUUUGCGAAGCAAGUAGUUUUAAAGCUGCAGUAUAAGGGGAACGCAGCCUUGGCCCCCUACUUUUGUUAGCCUUGCCCUCCCUUCACUUUUAAAUUCAGGACGUGGGCCCCGAGAAUGCUCUUCACAUUGCAGAAUUGAAACACAACCCUAAAUAGCGGAAGGCAACCUAUCAUCCGCCCAUAUGUUUCAAGCAAAAUUUACGCACGAACGAUUUCGUCAUUAGAACAGGUAAACCUGACCUUAAGUUAAGACAUAUUGAUUCUGAAAUCUUUGCUCCUGUUAUAAAAGAAACUAUUAUGAAUUAUUAUACGCCCACAUUUAAAGAAAGUCUAUGGAAUUCUUGACCCAAAAAGAUUCUCCGACUCUGGCCCAACGCAAGCUAGGUUGCCAACCGUAGGCGCAGCUGCAUAUAUUUUUACAGAAAGAGAGGGGGCUAAGAAACAAAGGACAAUAGCGUUCUUUAGUUAUGACUUCACAAAAUUUUCCCAGAAUUUUUAAUUUCUAUUCCAAUCAUAUUCAUCGAGAAAGCAUCGUGGAAUACCUUUAAAUAUGCCAAAUCAGUUGAAUGUAUUUUGAAUACACCUUUUUGGUAUCCGCGCGCUUAAUUUGCAUAAAGAGCUUGGAGAGAGAAUUUGGGUCACAAACUUGCCAAGGACCUGUGUCCACGUAUAAAUACUGAGUUUACUGGUAUUCAAAAUUUUAAAUUUCGUCACCAAAGGUAUCCAAAAUUUUGUAGAUUUUUCAUUCUUAUCCAUCUUCUUUAGUGUUUUAUCUCGAGAACAGCUUGUUUAAAAGUGCAUUGGCUGUGAUAUUGUCAUAUAAGUACAGUCCCAUCAAAUGACUGUAGUUUGGUCUCUGUACAUUUGGUCCCUGUAUAUUCCAUAGGCCAUAUCUCGCCCAAUCUUUAAUGUAUUUAGCUGAU